Messenger RNA from Physcomitrium patens, 1919 nucleotides. The record is from RefSeq and is a predicted model, not a curated record. NCBI's taxonomy places the organism in Eukaryota, Viridiplantae, Streptophyta, Bryopsida, Funariales, Funariaceae.
GUGCAGCUGCCUUUUGCCAGGUAACGAGGUCCUACAUUCCUCCCUCCUCCUCCUUUGCCUCCUCCUCUGCCUCCACUGCUACUACUACAAGGCUACGUCCCGUCUGCACAUCUGCUUUCCCGCACCUCUCUCCCCCUCUCCUGCUCUCUCUUUCCCCCUCCGUCUUCUUCUGUUUCCAGAUCUCGCUCUCUCUCUCUCUCUCUCUCUCUCUCUCAUUCGAGCCUUGUUCCCGAGAAACGGCGUCUCGAAUACGCAGUGCACAGGGACUGACGCUGAGGUUGAGUGGUCGCUUGACUUGAUCCAGGGAGGUGGGAGAGAGAGGGAUCUUGCGCAAUAAACUGAUAUAAUCUUCUCAUGGCGCGUCCCAAUGUUCCAAAAUUUGGUGCAGGGACCGGUGCAGCUUACACUGCAGUAUUCGAUCAAGCUCGCACGGGAAAGAAUGGGAAGCCUAUCAAUCCCAAUGAUCCAGCGGAAAAUGUUGGAUUAUACGGUUAUAUGCCCCCGCUUCCUUCUCAGCGAAAUAGUGAACGUCCUCCUCGUGGUCAUGAUGAGAAUCGUCCACGACAUGAAAGGCGCUCCAGCCGUGAAGAUUUAGAUGUGCGCCGAUCGAACGACCCUCCGAGUCGUCAACCACCAUAUCCUGGUCAAGCACCUGCCCGCAAACCUCCUGGUGGAGUUGGCGUUGCAGCUCGUGGAGGAGCUGAAGGUCCCCCGACGCGUCCUGAUAGGGAUGGUUCAAACCAUACUGAUCGAGAUGGCUCCAGUCAUCAUACUGACCGCUCACCUGCACAUCCUCAUGCAAAUAGGGUGGGUGCACGCGAAAAUCGACGCGGAGCUGCCUCACCCACUUGGGAGCGAAGAGGUCGACAGCCUUCUGGAGGGGAUGAAGGUUCUUUGUUAGGUUCAGGUGCUCCCAAGCCUCGUAUGAGGCCAGCCGGACCACGUGAGGAGCCGCCAACCAAAGGGGGAGCAUUGCCGGCAUUCGGAGCUUGGGAUGUGAAAGAUCCAAAUGCUGGAGAUGGUUUCACCAUGAUCUUUCAGAAGCUUUCGAAUGAGAAGAAAGAGGGUGGCCCGGUGCAUAUUCCGAAGUUGAAUACCGAGCAGCUGUCUUCUCAUGAGAAGAGCUAUGACAAGCACAAUCAGUCUAAUGGAUCGAGAGACAAAAAGCAAAGCAGUCAACCGGACUGCGGCUGCAUCAUUUUGUGAACUGAUAACAGCGAUCAAUUUCUAAACAAAGUGACCCUGCUAAUGUGACUUUGAAGCUGAGCAUGACUGAUUAUUCGUGGGUGAAGCUGUUGGCGCACCCACAUUCAUGACGGGAAGGUUGCACCUUAUUUUGUUUGGGUACCUUAUUGUCACUUGUACCGACUGUCUUCUGUGCGGUUUAUUCUGCCUUGAGUGGGGGUAGUUUCUUCACGUGCUAUGAACGCAGGCAUCAAGUACCUCCAAAACGCAGUCAGCCGUUAUCUCGACCAGUGAUUAUUUUUCUGGAUGUUUCUUGAUCCGAUCCCUUGGUGGAGCUUUGAGAGGAUUCUCAAGAUUAAAUUUCUGAGACACGGUGUUUUUAUCUGUUAAUAUAUCUGCGAGGGCGAACGAGCUGUGCUCCACUGCUUACUACAGCUAGACUUGCAGGACCAUACUUGUCAUCUCCGUCCAUAGUUUGCUUUAAACUGUCUAGUCAACUCUUCUGGGAAAAGGCAGUCUUUGAUGCAACCAAGUCUACCUCGAAGAUAGUUUCAUGUAGUGGAGGUCCCUUUCGUUUGGAAGGCGUAGGCCUGGGGAUGUGAAAUGUUUGUGACUUUAGUGUGUGCCAUUUCCUGUUGGCAUAGAGAAAAUAUCAAAACUCUAAUCCAAUGGAUAAAAUCUGCUAUUUUGCAACAUGAUAAACUGAUUCGAAGAGCUUUACGAUUUAUGUUCCA